AUUCCUGGGAUUCUUCAGGUAACAGGUAAGCUGUUGCAGACUUCACAGACUAAAGAGGGUGAGACAGUGCGUCUGGAACAGAGGAAUGUAGCCUUCCAAGUGGACACAUCCAGUGACAGCCCCUUCCUCAUCUUGCCCCUCACUUUCUACCAUGUGAUUGAUGACAACAGCCCACUGAGGGCCUGGGCUGCCAAAGGUGGUGGGUGGACGGAUCCGGAGCUGGCUGACUUUGAGCUGCUUGUGAUCAUGAGUGCCACUGUGGAGCCGACCUCGGCCACCUGCCAAGUUCGCACCUCCUACCUGCCCGAUGAGAUCCUGUGGGGCUACGAGUUUCCACCUGUCGUCUCCCUCUCCCCCUCCGGAAAGUAUGUAGCUGAUUUUGCCUUCUUUGACAAGGUUGCCAAGACCAAGACCCCACCCCUUUUCAAACAAGCCCCACCUCCAAACACCCGGUCACCGCAACAUCAAGGCAGUGGAGAAAAUAUGGAGAAAAUGCAACUGGAGGAGAGUUACCGGGAGGAAAGGGGGCGGGACAGGGGGCGUGUCCGAGACCAGCUUAGCGUCCGCAUUAGUAACGUCUAGAGAGCGAAAAACAGAUGAAUGAAUGAAUGAAUGAAUGGGGGGAUCAGAUGGAGAUAAAUUGCUUGAGUACUUGUUUGAUUCAGUGUUCGCCAACUUUUGUUUUGAUGCCACUGAGCUAACCUGUUUUACAAGGUAGCGUGCCAGUAGAGUUGGCUAGCGCUGAAAUACACUGGCAUACAAGCGUGAAAUAGAGAAGCGACUAUGUUCGGAAUAGCACACUAACAUACUACACUUGCUGUUUCUGCAGUAUAUAGUACGUAUACUGUGCAUAGCAUGCAAGUUUUCUGUAUGAACAGAACACAAUGAUGAUCUACUAUGGGAACAUGAUUGGAAAAACAUGCCUUUUCCUACAUUUUUGCAAAACUCCAAAAACAUACUUUUAUAUACAACUCACUGCAGUGUCUAGUUGCAGUGAACACUAGUGGCAGUAAAGCACCAACAACUUAUAUUCCUUUUCAAACUAAUUAUGAUUACAAGGACAGAUUAUUGAUUGUGAAAAGCCUAUUUUCACAUGGUACCUUGCGCAAUACUAUGUUAUGAGCUAAUACGUAAUACAUUUUGAUGUUUUCACAUAAUAAUCACAUAGUCAGGUCCAUAAUAUGUUUUUUCUGACAUAGUAAACUUGCUCGAUAGCUCACCCGGUACAGCACUGCCUUGUGAUGCAAAGCGCUAAAGUCUCCUGAAAUACGAGUCAUGAUAAAAGAGCUCAAAGGCUUGUAGAAGCAAUAUAAAAUGUCAUGGUUACCUCAGCAAAUGUAUUUCAUUUCACUUGUGUUAACGCUAUUGGUUGCAUUUAAGGCUGGAUUUAAUGUGGAUGAUGUUAUUUUCAAACACCCUCCGGACAUACAUUUGCAAACUAUACAUUGCUAUAGUGACGUGACAUGUGGCCAAGUAUGGUGACCCA
Messenger RNA from Sinocyclocheilus grahami, 1486 nucleotides. Its product is annotated as ATP-sensitive inward rectifier potassium channel 10-like. The record is from RefSeq and is a predicted model, not a curated record. The transcript has 2 exons. Gene Ontology annotation, biological process: potassium ion import across plasma membrane; regulation of monoatomic ion transmembrane transport. Gene Ontology annotation, molecular function: inward rectifier potassium channel activity. The annotation marks the transcript as partial. Lineage: Eukaryota; Metazoa; Chordata; Actinopteri; Cypriniformes; Cyprinidae. Gene Ontology annotation, cellular component: plasma membrane.